ACUUUUUUUCUCUCUUUUAAAUUUUUUUUUUUUCCUGUUUCUGCGAGGCACACUGAAAUUCAAACCCAUGACAAAACCAUCCAGUGUUGCGCGUUGCGUUCUUCGAAGCUAUUAAAAUGUUCCCCAGGGUGAUUUUGAAGGGAACUAUGAUUAAAAAAUCUCAACAAAAGAAAAGAACGUCGCCGAGUAACUACAAAGAGAGGUUCUUUGUGUUAGAUACUCAAGACCUGAAGUAUUCUGAACGUCGUCCCGGGAAAAAACCCAUGCUGAAAGGUUGCAUCGAACUGUCCAGGAUUAAGUGUGUGGAGAUCGUGUUGAGUGACGUCCCUAUACCAUGCAUCUACAAGUACCCCUUUCAGGUUUUUCAUGACAAUUAUUACCUCUACAUAUUUGCGCCAGACAACGACUGCCGUCAGCGAUGGGUCCGAGCUCUUAAAGAGGAGACAAAGCACAACAACUUGGUUCCAAAGUUCCACCCAAACUUCUGGAUGGAAGGAAAAUGGAGGUGCUGCCAACAAAAUGAGAAACUGGCGUCAGGCUGUCAGCUCUACGACCCUGAGGGUUACGCUUCCAAAAAGCCUCUUCCUCAGCUACCGGAUCCAGAGAUGGGGCUGAAUGAUUCAGGAGAUCAGAUGGUCAUUGCUCUGCAAGACUACGCACCACAGAGAGACGAUGAUUUGCCUCUUCAGAAAGACCAGGAGUAUCGGCUGAUCAACAGCUCCCACUCAGACUGGUGGACUGUGCAGGACGACAGGGGAAAUGCGGGGUUUGUGCCCAGCACGUUUGUAGCUGAGAAAAACGGCAAGAACUUUGAGCGAUUUGAAUGGUACAAUAAACACAUCAGCAGAUGGGAGGCGGAGGAAUUGCUGUUGAAAGAGGGAAAAGAAGGUGCGUUCAUGGUGCGUGACUCAAGACAGAUGGGGGUCUACACAGUGUCAGUUUUCACAAAAGCUCCUGGGUCUAAUGGAGAGAAGAACCCCAGAGUGAAACAUUACCAAAUAAGACGGACCAGCACGGAGAAGAAAUCGUUUUACUUGGCAGAGAAGUACCUGUUCAGCACCAUUCCUGAGCUGAUCAAUUACCACCAACACAAUGCUGCUGGUCUCAUAACCCGACUGAGACACGCCGUUUCUAAAGGAGAGCACAGCCAGGAAACUGCUGGCCACUUAACAGAUCAAUGGGAGAUAGACCCAGAGGAGCUGAGCCUGGGUCAGGAGAUUGGCAGUGGCCAGUUUGGACUGGUGUUGGAGGGGAAAUGGAAGGACAAGAAGGUGGCGGUGAAGAUGGUUAGAGAGGACUGCAUGACUGACGAGGACUUUAAAGAAGAGGCAAAGGUUAUGAUGAAGUUGUCUCACUGUAAGCUAGUGCAGCUGUACGGCGUGUGCACCCAACGCUCCCCCAUGUGUCUGGUGUUCGAAUACAUGGAGAGCGGCUGUUUGUCAGCUUACCUGCGGGAGAAGAAAGGCCGUUUGUCUCAGGAUCUGAUGCUGGGAAUGUGCCUGGAUGUCAGCGAGGGGAUGGCUUACCUGGAGAGCUCCAACUUCAUCCACAGAGAUCUGGCUGCGAGGAACUGUCUUGUCACGAAAAACAAUGAGGUGAAAGUGUCUGAUUUUGGCAUGACCAGGUUUGUUCUCGAUGAUCAGUACACAAGCUCCCAAGGCUCCAAGUUCCCUGUCAAGUGGUCAGCUCCAGAGGUCAUCAAAUACUCAAAGUUCAGCAGCAAGUCUGACAUCUGGUCAUUUGGUGUACUCAUGUGGGAGAUUUACAACGAGGGACGCCUUCCCUACGAGAACCGGACCAACGCAGAGGUCGUGGAGUCCCUAAAUGCAGGCUUGAGGCUCCUGAAGCCCCGUCUGGCCCCAAAUGCGGUCUAUUCGCUGAUGGAGUGGUGCUGGAAGGAGAAACCGGAAGAUCGUCCGUCCUUUGCUGUUCUCCUGCAUGAACUGGCUGCCUUGUCUGACCUGUGAACCAAGUGAAGAUUUGAGAAUAUGUUUAAACACCUUUGUUUUAUUUAUUUAUUUAUUUUGUCACGUGUUGUGAAAAGGUUUGUGUUAAUUACGAAUCAAAAAUGGGCUUUUGUAGAUUUUGCACUUUAUUUUCAUCUUAACUUUGUAAACCACUCUGAGAAGUCUAAUAAAGUUGAUAGACAUAA
Messenger RNA from Gambusia affinis (western mosquitofish), 2152 nucleotides. RefSeq names its product IL2 inducible T cell kinase (gene itk). The record is from RefSeq and is a predicted model, not a curated record. The transcript is spliced from 17 exons. Gene Ontology annotation, molecular function: protein binding; non-membrane spanning protein tyrosine kinase activity; ATP binding. Bases 117 to 1967 code for a protein of 616 amino acids. NCBI's taxonomy places the organism in Eukaryota, Metazoa, Chordata, Actinopteri, Cyprinodontiformes, Poeciliidae. Gene Ontology annotation, biological process: B cell receptor signaling pathway; adaptive immune response; NK T cell differentiation.